AUGCCGUCUGGUUGGAAAAUAGUAUGUUGUAUCCUGCUGGGCAUUAUAUUUUCAUCGGCCCUUCUUGACCGUGCUAACUGUGAUGAGGUAACCCAAGAAAAGUAUGGGCCGGGUGGAGGUGGCGGUGGCGGUGGUGGACCAGGAGGAGGCUACGGUGAUGGUGGGCCAGGCGGAGGCUAUGGUGGUGGUGGAGGACGUGGUGAUCCAGGAGGAGGCUAUGGUGGUGGACAGGGUGGUGGUGGCCCAGGAGGAGGCUAUGCUGGUGGAGGAGGUGGUGGUGGCGUAGGUGGAGGUUACGGUGGUGGUGGUCUAGGAGGAGGCUAUGGUGGUGGUGGAGGGCAUGGUGGUCAAGGUGGAGGCUAUGGACCCGGUGGCGGCAGAAUGGGUGGUCCAGGAGGAGGCUAUGGUGGCGGUGGAGGACAUGGUGGUCAAGGUGGAGGCGGAAUGGGCGGUCCAGGAGGAGGUUAUGGUGGUGGUGGUGGACGUGGUGGCCCUGGCGGUGGCGGGUAUGGUGGUGGUGGUCCAGGCCGAAUUGGUCAUAAGAGCCACCGGCGGUCUGUAACCCACCGGGGCCAGCCUGGCGAUUUACCCGAUGUUCCUAACACCGUCGGCUCCCAUGGUGGUCACCGUAACCUGCCAGUUACCAUGAUGAUCACAGCCGCCACCGCCUACCAGGAGCUGCCUGCUAGGAUCUAUCGCUGCCGCCUGCCGCCAACGCUCCACUGCCUAACCAUCGCCCAACCACGCGACCCCGCCGCCACCUGGAACCCGUUGGCCACCUACACUGCCCAACCAUAG
Messenger RNA from Cryptomeria japonica (Japanese cedar), 798 nucleotides. RefSeq names its product glycine-rich protein 23-like. The transcript has 2 exons. The record is from RefSeq and is a predicted model, not a curated record. The coding region runs from base 1 to 798 and encodes 265 amino acids. Lineage: Eukaryota; Viridiplantae; Streptophyta; Pinopsida; Cupressales; Cupressaceae.